AUGGAAGGUGAACUUGGAGCAAACUACAAAGUAACCGAGUUAUUGAAUAGUGUAUUUGGACCAGAAUUCCCUGGAGUUCCUCAGGACACAAAGGAUGAGAUACCUCCAAAUGACGCCAGUCUUUAUGAUAUGUUGAAUGAAGUUGAGGGAAGUAGAAAACUCAUGAAUCAACUAUGCAAUUCCAAAAGGUAUGAUCCGGCUGAGGCUCAGGUAUAUUCCGUGGAUAAGAGCACCGUACUUUCUAAAGCCGUGUCAAUAUCAAGGAAUUGGUAUCAAGACCAGCAUAUAUCGAAUGUGCCUCUGAGCGCAUCCCCCGUCUUACAAAUGGAAACACCAGUAGUGUUUUCAUGGAGCAGCAACCAUCCAAACGGCGAGCAGCAUAGUCAAGACGAGAAGAUCUUUUUACCUCAAGAUUCAAAGCACGACGAGGAGCCAGACGCCAUACCUACAGAAAGGGAACCCACUAAUAAGAAACUAUUUAGGAUUGUCAGUGAAGAGAUGGAAAAGGUACCCCGUAGUCCUCGGUCUUGGAAUUACAUAUUAAGGGGCGUUGAAGACUCCGAAAACGAAACGAAGGGAACCAGCACCAGCUCUAGUAGUGUAACAUCUCCAGAGAAGAAUCCGUUCCAAAACUCCUCAUUCCACGUCAAUCCAUUAGAGAAAUUUGUUGCUCGUGAACUGCCGAAGCAGAAGAAAGAUCCUACUGAGAGUUUUCCCAAACAUAAAUCGAAAAGACGGUCGGCAUUAUGGUUUUUUGGGGGUCGGUCCAAGGGAAAGCAUAAGUCCAAGCAUAACCACAAAGAAAAACAUGAUAAGCCAGAGGGUGGUGCAAAAAAAAUACGAGAAUCUGGCGAUUCAACUAUACCGAUUGAUAUGCAUGACACGCAGAUACAUGAUUUAGUGGAAGAGACGAUCCACGAAGAGGGUGAUCUUGAAUUCGAUGUGGAUGAACUCACGCAUCAUGAUAGCGGGGUACACCAGUCAAAACCAGAUCUGGAAAGUACACCGGAACCUAAUAAUGCAGUCCGUAACCAUCCUACAAGUAAAACCCUUGAAGUGAAUGUUGAGCGUAGCCAGGAGGAUGCGGGCGAUCCACCUGCAGUUGCUGCUGCUGCUGAUGAUGAUGAUGACGAAUUCGGGGAUUUUGAACAAGGUAAUGCAUUUGAUAUAAAACCAGUGGUGGAAGAAAGACCGAUGGUCACAAUCCCAUCAAAACCACCGGUGGUACCUGAACUUGUCGAUGAUAGUACUUCGAGAGGACACACGCCGCCCAGCCACGUGAGCCUAGAUACAUUUGUCCCUUUACAGCCAAAGAAGAAGAUGUGA
Molecule: messenger RNA, 1326 nt
Organism: Huiozyma naganishii CBS 8797
Lineage: Eukaryota; Fungi; Ascomycota; Saccharomycetes; Saccharomycetales; Saccharomycetaceae
Gene: LFT1
Product: Lft1p
Exons: 1
Coding region: 1-1326 (441 amino acids)
Source: RefSeq, a predicted model, not a curated record